Uncinocarpus reesii 1704 is the source of this 12849-nucleotide messenger RNA. RefSeq names its product dynein heavy chain. Bases 1 to 12849 code for a protein of 4282 amino acids. The record is from RefSeq and is a predicted model, not a curated record. Gene Ontology annotation, biological process: microtubule-based movement. Gene Ontology annotation, molecular function: minus-end-directed microtubule motor activity; ATP hydrolysis activity; dynein intermediate chain binding. Gene Ontology annotation, cellular component: dynein complex. The transcript is spliced from 7 exons. Lineage: Eukaryota; Fungi; Ascomycota; Eurotiomycetes; Onygenales; Onygenaceae.
AUGGAGGUCGCCUCGCCAGGGGUGUCAAAUGGCCUCCCUCCGCCCGAUACCUUCCCGACUACAGAUCCAACUAUCGUCGUCCAGCAUCUGGCGGAGGUCCUCCAGGGCACUCUCGGCGCGUUAAGAAAAGAUUUAGAGAGCUCCGGAAACUUGCUAUCAACAGAGAAUUAUCCGGAAACCUUGCAGAAAUGCUCUCGGUUUGCUGCUGAGUCGCAGACUGCGGUCUACGCCCAUAAGGAGCUUGUUGAGGUGGAGGAAAGGAAUGGGAUAGAAGAAGAGCUUUCUUCCGCUACCCGACACAGAUAUACCCUUCGCUCAGAAAUAUCGAUAUCGCCAACCACUGUCGCUACGGUCGCGUUUCUCAAGUCCCCAUCACCUUUUGAUCCCGCGAUUCCUGUAUCAUCCCAGGUCCAAGUCCUCACAUUACCCGGAUUCACCGCCCUUAACAAUGCGACGGCAUCUCAAGGCCCCUUGAUUUCACCAUAUGAAGUCCUUCAUUCCCUCGUCCACCUUGGUUUAGCACCCUAUUUUGAGGCAUACACAAGAGGGCAAGAUGGCGCCAAGACGAGGGGAGACUCGGACGCCAAAACCGGUGUACCUGGUGCAAAGAAGAAAAUUGCUGAGCUCGAACUUAGCUUAUUGCAUCUCCAGCAAAAUAUCGAAAUCCCCGUCUUGAACCUUCCUAUGCACGAAAUCGUUCAAACUGCAUUGGAUGAAGCGCAAUCUCGAGGCGUCAAACCAUCGGUGGAUCUCGUCCCAAGCGCUGUACUUGACAACCACCUUGUUAUCAAUAGUAUUCAAAGUACCGUUAACGGGUGGAUCAAAUCAAUUCAAAGUAUCACCAAAAUGUCUCGCGACCCUGAAAGCGGCUCUGCAGCCCAAGAGAUCAAUUUCUGGCUUGAUAUGGAAACUGCACUGGAGGGAAUUGAAGCACAGCUUCAGGCAGAUGGGGUUCAGCUGACGAUGGAUAUCCUCCGGCAUGCUAAACGGUAUCAAGCCACGCUUCAGAUUCGUCACAUAUACUGGCUUAAGGCCCAAGAGGCAUUGAACUUAAUCUUCGCACAUUUAAAUAAGAAACUCCGCCUUUGCCCGUACCCUAUCAAGCGUGCCUUGUCGCUCGUAGAGGCCAUUUCCGGGGAUCUUGAUUCACGGAUACACACGUUAAUCAAUGGAAAAGCGAUUAUGAAUUUGGAUUUCAAGGAAUUCCGUGGUCUGAUGCGUGCUGCUCAGAUAGUGUGGCGCGCUUGGGAUGAAAACAUCAAGGAAUUCACCAACGUUGCUCGUGACGCUAUGAGACGUCGCAAUGAAAAGUUCAUUCCGAUCAAGGUCAGAUCGAAGCACGCAGAAACUCAGGAUCGACUAAAAUACAUUAAUACCUUCCGGACGAACCAUGAGCAACUUCAACGUACGAUCAUCAAUGUUUUGGGCCCAAAAUCCUCCCAACCAGGCGCUCCACUGGCUUCCGAAUCCGAUACGAUUACGCUCGAUGAUAUCGGUGACGUUGAUGCUGUGGAAGAGGUACGGCAAGCCUACGCUCCCUUGAAGGACGUGGAUGUUCUAGACGUUUCGCCCAAAGGCACUGAGGAGUGGAUUCGGGAAGAAACAGCGUACAAUGAGAGAACAUCACGGGUUGAGAAUUUGAUCAUUGCUCGUCUUCGGGAUCGACUUGCCACUGCGCAGAAUGCGAACGAGAAAUUUCGGGUGUUUUCAAAAUUCAACGCCUUGCUAGUUCGGCCUAAGAUCAGAAGUGCCAUUGGGAAAUACCAGACUGAAUUGAUUGAUGAUGUCAAACAGGAUAUUGCUGCUUUGCAUGAGCGAUUUAAACAACAGUAUGGGCAUUCAGAAGCGCACGCUAUGGCACAACUGCGAGAUCUCCCACCCGUUUCAGGUGCCAUCAUUUGGGCGCGCCAGAUUGAGCGUCAGCUAGAUGGAUAUAUGCGAAAAGUAGAAGAUGUUCUCGGAGAAGAUUGGGAUCUCCAUUCUGAAGGACAAAAGCUACAAGCUGAAAGCAACAUGUUUCGUAAGAAGCUCGACACUCGACCUGUAUACAUGGCUUGGCUACAAGACGUUCAAAGACGGAAUAUCACAAUAUCUGGGCGCCUAUUCAACAUUACUCGCAAUCGAGCUGCCGGGAACGCCUUAGAACUUGCCGUUAAUUUCGACUCGCAAAUAAUCGCCCUCUUCAAAGAAGUCAGAAAUCUCGUAUGGCUUAAUUUCCAAAUACCCCAUGCAACCAACAGCAUAUCCAAGGAGGCCAAACGUGUUUAUCCGUUUGCCAUCAGUUUGAUGGAAAGCGUUCGAACACUCCAUCAAACCGUCCGCUCCAUUGCAUCCAUGGCACAGGCUGCUAUACUGCUGAGUGGGUAUCAGAAUGAUGUUCAGGCGUUGAUUAUGAAGGGUUUACCGUUACGAUGGGAGUCGUUUAUCCAUUCAUACGAGCUUCAUGUGAAGCAAGGUAUCGCCAACGGCUCUGUUGACCCCUCAGUUGCGCCAUCCCGUGGUGAAAGCAAGCAUGUUCAAUUUGUUCGAGAGUUUGCCGUUUCUGCAUCGGUGCUACAGACAAAAACUGCCACGUUGAGUACCAUCGAUGAAUCCGUACAGAAAACUAUUCUUGAGCUCAAAACUUGUCCCUACGACGCUGAUGCCUUCCGUCAACGCCUUGAUCAGAUUCAAAUCGCGGUUGACAAGUUGAACUUGGAAAACUACGCCAAUCUUGGCUAUUGGGUCACCAAGUUGAAUAUUAAGAUUGAGUCCAUACUCCAGGAUCGACUGCGUCGCGCAAUCAGGCACUGGAUUCGAUCAUUCCAGGAUGCGAAGCAUGAGCAAUCUCAUAAAGUUGGCUACGGGGAACCUUCCGAUGCAACGGGUGAAGAACUGGAAAUUCAGAGCAUUCAAUUCCCUAAACUUCUGCACGAAAUCUCAAUGCGGAAUCAAGUUAUGCACCUUGACCCACCUUUAGAAUUCGCAAGAGCAAAUUGGUUUUCUCAUUUUGACAAAUGGGUCGGUAUCUUGUGUAAUUUGGAAAGGAUUAAAUCAUCACGAUACAAGAUGUCUAUUCAUGCAGACAAAGCGCUUCUUUCUGAGACACACUUCUCCGCUCUCCCCCAAUAUUGUGCCAGUGAGUUGACCGAGGUAUAUUCCGUGGUUGAAGCCAGAUUACAAGAAAUUUCCGAAUACAUAGAAAAGUGGCUUCAAUUUCAAUCUCUUUGGGACCUACAGUCGUCUCAUGUCUAUGACGUUCUUGGGGAUGACUUAUCUCAAUGGCUACAAUUACUUCAAGAAAUCCGAAAGAGCCGUGCAACCUUUGAUACCUCUGAGGUUCGCAGAUCAUUUGGUACUAUCAGGAUCGAUUAUGAACAAGUACAAACCAAAGUCAAUGCGAAAUAUGACCAAUGGCAGCGAGAGAUAUUAUUGAAGUUCGGCGGAAAACUAGGGACCCGUAUGCGAGAAGUAUAUGCAGAACUGCAGGCUGCCAGGAGAGAUCUCGAAGGACAGUCACUGGAAGCCUCAUCGACUGCACAUGCAGUCUCCUUCAUCACGAUUGUCCAACAGUGCAAACGAAAGGCGCGUGUAUGGGAACCUGAGGUGGACCUCUUUCGUCAAGGUCAAGCAACCCUGGCGCGUCAGCGCUAUCAAUUUCCCAACGAUUGGCUGCAUAUUGAGCAAAUCGAUGGUGAAUGGUUGGCCCUAAACGAUAUUUUGGAGCGUAGGAGUAAGACUGUCCAAGACCAGACGGAUGCCCUGAGAGCCAAAAUCACCGCCGAAGACAAAGUCAUCCACGACAAGAUCGCUGAGAUUAUCACCCAGUGGAAUGAAGAGAAACCCGUUUCCGGUUCUACCCCACCCGAGGAGGCCUCUAGAACUCUUAGCUAUUUUCAGUCUCGAUUGGAAGGCUUGCAGUCUGAAUUUGAAAUGGUUUCCAAAGCGAAAGAAGCGCUUGACCUACCCAGCAGCCCUGAAACAGCACUCGCCGCUAUACUCGAAGAGGUUCAGGACUUUAUGGCUGUUUGGGCUGCUCUGUCGACGAUAUGGAAGAGCUUGAAUGAUUUAAGAGAUAUUCUGUGGAACAGUGUCCAACCCCGAAAACUUCGACAGUCCCUUGAUGGCCUCAUCAAGAUGACGAAAGAGAUGCCUAGCCGGAUGAGGCAGUAUGCUGCGUUUGAGCAUAUUCAAAAUAUUCUCCGUCAGCUCCUCAAAGUUAAUCCGUUGCUCUCCGACAUGAAGUCCGAAGCAGUGCGUGAACGGCACUGGCACAAAAUCUUUAAGGCUCUUAAGCCAGGUACAAGGUUCUCCCAGAUCUCGUUGACUCUUGGUGAUGUCUGGGAUUUGAACCUUGCUGCGAGCGAGACUGUGAUUCGGGACAUCAUUACACAAGCGCAGGGAGAAAUGGCUUUGGAGGAAUUCGUGAAGAUGGUUCGGGAAACCUGGCAAGGCUAUGCUUUAGACCUUGUGAAUUACCAGAACAAAUGUCGUUUGAUCAAAGGGUUUGAUGACUUAUUUGCGAAGUGCAGCGAAAAUUUGAACUCACUUCAAGCGAUGAGACAUUCGCCCUACUACAAAGAAUUUGAGGAGGAGGCCACGGCCUGGGAAGAUAAACUUAACCGCGUACACGUUCUCUUCGAUGUCUGGAUUGAUGUCCAACGGCAAUGGGUGUACCUUGAGGGUGUUUUUACAGGAAAUGCGGAUAUCAAACACCUCCUACCUCUUGAGUCUGGCCGUUUUCAAAACAUAAAUUCCGAGUUCUUCGCUGUCAUGAAGAAGGUUUAUAAAUCGCCAUUCGUACUUGACGUUCUAGCAAUCAACGGGGUGCAGAAGUCAUUAGAGAGGUUGGCAGAGCUCCUUAACAAGAUUCAAAAAGCCCUUGGUGAAUAUCUCGAGCGUGAACGUGUAUCCUUCCCCCGUUUCUACUUCGUCGGUGAUGAAGACCUUUUGGAGAUAAUUGGUAACAGUAACGACACUCUUCGCGUCGCGAAACACUUUAAGAAAAUGUUUGCUGGGUUGUCUGGACUACUAAUGGACGAUGAUGGGAACAUCGUCGGAUUUACCUCGAAGGAGGGUGAAGAAGUCAGGUUGAAGAAAGAAGUAUCACUUCUCAAAACACCUAGGAUCAAUGACUGGCUCACAGCCCUGGAAUUAAGCAUGAAGUCAACACUAGCUGAGCUUCUCGCUGAAGCCAUAGAACUCUUCGAUCCUAUUUAUUCCGCUCCCGAAAUCGAUCAGACUGCCUUCAGUGACUACGUUGCGAAUUAUCCUGCGCAAAUUGUCGUCCUUGGGAGUCAGGUUGUCUGGACAAACGCCGUCCAGAAAGCCCUCGAAGACGGUGGCUCCCGGUUGCAAGCCCUAUACGAAGCUGAAGUUAGGGUUCUGGAUCUUCUAGCCAUGACAGUUCUCGGUGAACUUGAUCCGAUAACAAGAAAGAAGUGCGAACAUAUGAUCACCGAAUUUGUACACCAGCGCGAUGCAAUUGGGAAGCUGAUGGAGAACAAUGCAUCAUCUCCAACCCAUUAUCUAUGGCUCCUUCAAAUGCGUUAUGUGUAUCAGCCUGAAGGAGACUUCUUGCAGCGCCUUCAUGUCCAUAUGGCAAAUGCCAAAAUAGAUUAUGGCUUUGAAUAUCUUGGGGUCCCGGAACGACUUGUUCGCACUCCACUUACUGAUCGAUGCUUCCUCACUCUUACCCAGGCCCUUUGCCAGAGGCUUGGUGGCUCCCCGUACGGUCCUGCCGGUACCGGUAAAACUGAAUCUGUCAAAGCACUUGGCUUGCAGCUUGGUCGGUUCACUCUCGUUUUCUGCUGCGAUGAUACCUUUGACUUCCAGGCUAUGGGCAGGAUCUUCCUGGGUAUAUGCCAGGUUGGUGCAUGGGGAUGUUUUGACGAAUUCAAUCGUCUUGAGGAGCGAAUUCUUUCAGCAGUAUCUCAGCAGAUCCAGAAUAUUCAGAUUGGAUUGAAGAACACCUCUGACGAAGCGAAGGCACAAAUCGACUUGGUCGGACGCCGUCUUCGUGUCAAUCCUAACACUGGAAUUUUUAUCACGAUGAAUCCUGGCUAUGCUGGUCGUUCAAAUCUCCCUGACAAUUUGAAGAAACUUUUCCGAAGCGUUGCUAUGUCUAAGCCAGACAAAGAACUCAUCGCUGAAGUCAUGCUAUUUUCCCAAGGUUUUAAGCAGGCUAAACCACUAUCCCGUCAAACUGUCCCGUUUUUCGAUCAUUGCGCAACUCGCUUAACGAAACAGGCUCAUUAUGAUUUUGGUCUUCGUGCGUUGAAAAGCGUACUUGUGAGCUCCGGCGGUUUGAAGCGUCUCCGUCUUGCUAAUUCCGACGACGACCUUGGACCCGAUGAAGUAAUCGAGCCUCAGAUUAUCGUCCAGAGUGUUCGAGAGACGAUUGCACCUAAGCUUAUCCGUCAAGAUGUCGAAACCAUGCUGCAAAUUCAAACCGAAGAUUUCCCGGGUGUUGAAUAUGUGCCCGCCAACUUUGAGAAGCUGACACAGGCUAUUCGUGAAAUUGCCGUUGAAAAGCACUUGGUCGCUACUGACACUUGGAUUUCAAAAACGCUGCAAUUAUAUCAAAUCCAGGGUAUACAUCACGGUGUCAUGAUGGCCUUGCAAAAGGUUGAAGGUGUUGAAGGUGUCUGUCAUGUUAUUGACUCGAAGGUCAUGUCAAAGGAAGCUCUUUACGGAAACCUUGACAGCACAACUCGUGAAUGGACGGAUGGUCUCUUCACUGGAAUUUUGAGGAAGAUUGUCGACAAUUUACGCGGUGAAGAUUCCAAACGACAUUGGAUUGUCUUCGAUGGCGACGUCGACCCUGAAUGGGUUGAAAAUUUGAAUAGCGUUCUGGACGAUAAUAAACUACUAACGUUGCCCAACGGUGAACGCUUGAAUUUACCUCCUAAUGUCAGAAUUAUGUUUGAAGUCGAAAAUCUCAAGUAUGCUACGCUGGCCACGGUCAGUCGAUGUGGCAUGGUGUGGUUUAGCGAUGAUACGGUAACCCCGAGUAUGAUGGUCACAAAUUAUAUCGAAUCCCUUAAGACGAGGACCUUUGAAGAUCUCGACGAUGAUAGCGUUCCUGCUGGUCAGGCUUCCGCGAAGACUCUUGACACUCAAAAGACCCUUGCAUUGUUCCUAGAUCAGCUCUUGCAAAGAGACGAUCUUAUCCUCAAAGCCCUCCAAGAGGCUAAAAGACAUACCCACAUCAUGGAAUAUAGUGACGCUCGAGCUCUUAAUACGCUUUUCAGCUUGCUCAACAAGGCGUGUCGGAACAUUCUCGAGUAUAAUAUCCAACAUAUAGACUUUCCUCUGGAACCGGAACAAAUGGACUCCUACUUAUCUAAAAAAUUACUGCUCGCUCUCGUUUGGUCGUUGACCGGUGACUGUCCGUUAGGGGAGCGGAAAGUCUUUGGCGAAUUCCUCACGGCCCUCUCAACUAUUGAUACUCCUUUGCUUGGCGAUUCAGCAUCUCUUAUCGAUUAUGAUGCCACUUUACCAAAGGCCGAAUGGACAACUUGGCAAUCUCAAGUCCCAUCUGUAGAAAUCAAUACCCACUCAGUCACGGAGACGGAUAUCAUCAUUCCCACUCUGGAUACUGUUCGCCAUGAAGACGUGUUAUAUUCCUGGCUCGCUGAGCACAAACCGCUGCUUCUCUGCGGUCCGCCUGGAUCCGGCAAAACUAUGACCUUGUUCUCUGCUCUUCGCAAGUUGCCCAAUAUGGAGGUUGUAGGGCUCAACUUUUCUAGCGCGACCACACCAGACCUGUUGAUUAAAACCUUCGAGCAAUACUGCGAAUAUAAGAAGACUCUCAAUGGUGUGAUCAUGUCACCAAGCCAAAUUGGCCGCUGGCUGGUCAUUUUCUGCGACGAGAUUAACCUUCCGGCCCCAGAUCAUUAUGGAACCCAGCGCGCAAUUUCCUUCUUGCGGCAGCUUGUGGAGCAAAACGGCUUCUGGCGGACUUCGGACAAGACUUGGAUUACUCUGGAUCGCAUUCAAUUUGUCGGAGCUUGCAAUCCACCAACUGAUGCGGGUAGAACACCUCUCGGUGAGAGAUUCUUGCGCCACGCCCCCCUAAUCAUGGUCGAUUAUCCAGGCGAAGUUUCUCUACUACAAAUCUACGGCACAUUCAAUUCUGCUGUUCUCAAAAUUAUUCCUCUACUCCGUGGCUACUCUGAAGCACUUACCAAGGCAAUGGUUCAAUUUUAUUUGGAAUCUCAAGCUAGGUUUACGCCAGAGAUUCAGCCUCAUUACGUUUAUUCCCCCCGAGAACUUACGAGAUGGGUCCGUGGUGUAUAUGAAGCCAUCAAGCCACUUGAGAAUUUGUCGGUUGAAGGUCUGGUUAGAAUCUGGGCUCAUGAAGCUCUGCGGCUUUUCCAAGACCGUCUUGUUGGCGAAGAAGAGAGACAAUGGACAGCCGAUACUGCUCAGCGCAUUGCAUUAGAGCAUUUCCCAACCAUCGAUGAACAGCAGGCGCUGAAGGCACCAAUCCUUUUUUCAAACUGGCUUUCGAAACAUUAUGUGCCAGUGGAGCAAGAGCAGUUACGAGAAUUCGUCAAAGCAAGGCUGAAGACUUUCUGCGAGGAAGAGGUAGAUGUACCCCUCGUACUAUUCAAUGAUGUGUUGGAGCAUGCCCUACGAAUAGAUCGUGUAUUCAGACAACCUCAAGGCCAUCUAAUCCUUAUCGGAGUCAGCGGUAGUGGCAAGACAACCUUGUCACGGUUUGUUGCUUGGAUGAACGGCUUAAAGGUUUUCCAAAUCAAAGUUCACGGCAAAUACUCCGCCGAAGAUUUUGAUGAGGAUCUCAGGAGCGUCCUUCGCAGAGCAGGCUGUAAGGGAGAAAAGAUUUGCUUUAUUAUGGACGAGGCAAACGUCCUGGAUUCAGGUUUCUUGGAACGUAUGAAUACCCUCCUCGCCAACGCUGAGGUUCCUGGCCUUUUUGAGGGAGAUGAAUUUGCGUCCUUGAUGACUGCCUGUAAAGAGGGCGCUCAACGGCAAGGCCUCCUUCUCGAUUCGCAAGAAGAGCUUUAUAAAUGGUUCACUCAACAAAUUGUUAAGAAUCUUCAUGUUGUGUUCACUAUGAACCCUCCAGAGGACGGCUUAUCAUCGAAAGCUGCCACUAGUCCAGCCCUUUUCAACCGCUGCGUACUCAAUUGGCUUGGAGAUUGGUCGGAUCAGGCUCUCUUCCAAGUUGGCUAUGAGCUUACACAGUCUGUGGACCUUGAUAAACCCAACUUUGUUGCUCCUGAUAGUAUCCCAGUGGCAUACCGAGCUCUUCCUCUCCCUGCUUCUCAUCGCGACACUGUGGUUAACUCCAUGGUCUACAUUCACUAUUCCUUGCAGAGAUUUAACCAGCGACUGCACAAACAGCAAGGCAAAGUUACAUAUCUUACCCCUCGCCAUUAUCUUGAUUUCGUUGCACAAUAUGUUAGAUUGUUUAAUGAGAAACGUGAAGAUUUGGAAGAACAACAACGCCACCUUAACGUCGGUUUGGAAAAGCUCAGGGAGACCGUUGACAAAGUCAGAGACCUGAGAGCGAGUUUAGCACAAAAGAAGAGCCAACUCGAGAAAAAGGACGCCGAGGCCAAUGAAAAACUUCAACGAAUGGUGGCUGACCAGCGUGAGGCGGAACAGCGCAAAGCAGCCUCUCUUGAAAUCCAGACGGCUCUUGAGAAGCAAGAGCAAGAGGUUGCUGAACGAAAAGAAAUUGUCCUUUCCGAUCUUGCAAAAGCUGAGCCAGCCGUUCUUGAAGCUCAAAAGAGCGUUAGCAACAUUAGGAAACAGCAUCUUACUGAAGUCCGUUCUAUGGGUAACCCACCAGCGGGAGUUCGUCUAGCAUUGGAGUCCGUGUGCACGCUUCUUGGCCACAGAGUCGACAGCUGGAAGACCAUUCAGGGUAUCAUUCGCAGAGAUGACUUCAUCGCCAGCAUCGUUACUUAUGACAACGAAAAGCAGAUGACUCCCUCGCUUAGAAAUAGGAUGCAAAACGACUAUCUAUCCAAAGAAGAAUUCACGUUCGAGAGAGCCAACCGUGCCAGUAGGGCAUGCGGUCCCUUGGUCCAAUGGGUGGAAGCCCAGGUCAAUUACUCGGAAAUCCUCGACAGAGUAGGCCCACUUCGCGAAGAGGUUAUCCAGUUGGAAGACCAGGCCCUUCAGACGAAGGCGGAAGCACAGGCUAUUGAAAACAUGAUCAACAACCUUGAAAACAGCAUCGCGACCUAUAAAACUGAAUAUGCAGCCCUUAUCAGUGAAACUCAAGCAAUCAAGACGGAAAUGGCUAGGGUGGAAUUCAAGGUCGAUAGAAGCGUGCGCUUGCUCGAUAGUUUAUCUUCGGAACGCUCACGUUGGGAAGAAGGAAGCAAGUCCUUUGAAACUCAAAUUUCUACUUUGGUGGGAGAUGUCUUGAUCGCUGCGGCUUUCCUUGCGUACGGUGGUCUUUACGAUCAACAAUUCCGCAAAGCCAUGAUUGACGACUGGGUGAACCAACUCGCGCAGUCCGGUGUCAACUUUAAGCCACAUAACCCUAUGACAGAGUAUCUCUCCAACGCGGAUGAAAGGCUAUCAUGGCAGGAGAACUCACUCCCGGUCGAUGAUUUAUGUACGGAAAAUGCAAUAAUUCUCAAGCGUUUCAACAGAUACCCUCUCAUCAUUGAUCCAUCCGGCCGUGUUACAGAGUUCUUGCAAAAGGAAAGCAAAGAACGAAAACUCACUCUUGAGAGCGCCUUACGGUUUGGCAACCCUAUUCUCAUUCAGGACGCGGAGCAUUUGGAUCCAAUUCUCAACCAUGUUCUUAAUAAGGAAUACCAGAAGACUGGUGGUCGUGUCCUUAUACAACUUGGCAAGCAGGAAAUUGACUUCUCGCCUGCAUUCAAACUCUUCCUAUCCACACGAGAUCCGUCGGCGUGUUUCGCUCCUGAUGUGUGCAGUAGAACGACAUUUGUCAAUUUUACGGUCACGCAAAGCAGUUUACAGACUCAAUCUCUUAAUGAGGUACUCAAGGUGGAACGCCCCGAUGUUGAUGAACGGAGAACAAACCUCAUCAAACUGCAAGGUGAAUUUAAGAUACAUCUUCGCCAGUUGGAGAAACGCCUUCUUCAAGCCCUUAACGAAUCUCGCGGAAACAUUUUGGAUGACGACAACGUCAUUGAAACUCUUGAGACAUUGAAGAAGGAGGCGGCAGAGAUAUCGAACAAGAUGGUGGAGACCGAGGGUGUGAUGACUGAAGUUGAAAAUAUCACCCAGCAAUACAAUAUCAUCGCCCGUUCCUGCAGUGCUGUCUUCGCCAUUCUUGAGCAGCUUCAUCACCUGAACCAUUUCUACCAGUUCUCUCUUCAGUACUUUGUGGACAUAUUCAACAACGUUUUGCAUAACAACCAACAACUGGCUCAAGAGAAAGACUUCACGGCGAGAGUGAACAUCAUUUUACGGGAUCUCUUCAUCACGACGUACCAGCGUACGUCUCUUGGUCUACUUCAAAAAGAUCGAAUAACUCUUGCUAUGCUUCUCGCGCAGGCGUCUCCGUAUCCGAUGGAUAGGAGCAUCAUCGACGACAUCCUUGACCAGAGCGUGGAAGGAUGCGAUGUUUCUACGACUCCGGAACUCAAAGAUACUGUGAUGGCCAAGGUGUCUCAGAUGGCCGUUUUCAAAAGCGUCAUCCCGACUAUUGAAGAGGAAAGUUGGGAGGCUUUCUUCUCUGAGGAGCUUGCGGAGAACUUCGUUCCUGUAGCUUGGGAAGAUGGAAUCGAGCCUUUUAAUAAACACCUCCGCUCACUUUUGCUGGUGAAACUCUUCCGAAUGGACAGAUUUGUACCUGCAGCAGAACGUUUUGUGGGAACUGUCUUUGGUCGGUCGUUGUUCGAAGGCGGCGGAGACCUCAAGGAAGUCGUUGAACAAGUCACGGCCACCACGCCAAUCGCUCUCAGCUCCAGCCCCGGAUUUGACGCUAGUUACAAAGUUGAUGGGCUUGUUGAACGAAUGCAUGCAACUUGUGCCAACAUAGCCAUGGGAUCAAACGAAGGUCUCGAGAGCGCAGAUAAAGCUAUCAGCAACGCGGCGGCAACUGGAACUUGGGUCUUGGUGAAGAACGUUCAUCUGGCACCAUCAUGGUUACAAAGCUUGGAGAAGCGACUUGACUCGCUCAAGCCUCAGGCGGAUUUCAGAUUAUUCCUUUCUAUGGAAUCGAGCCCCAAGAUUCCCGUGAACUUGGUCAGAGCCUCGAGAGUCUUGAUGUACGAACAACCGGCUGGAAUCCGUGCAAAUAUGAAGGAUUCUCUCUCUUCGCUGAGCUUGAGGGCUGGCAAGCCUCCUAUUGAAAAAGCUCGUGUCUAUCUUUUGCUCUCAUUCCUACACGCUGUUGUCCAAGAGAGGUUACGAUACGCGCCAAGCUUGGGCUGGAAGGGCUUCUGGGAAUUCAACGACAGCGACACCCGGGUUUUGCAUAAUACCUGGGUGGCUUCUGUGGCCCAAGGCCGAUCCAAUGUUGCACCUCAAAAGUUCCCUUGGGACCUCCUUCGUACGUUGAUCACCGAAACAUACGGUGGUAAGAUCGACGACGGUGGGGAUUUCAAGUUGCUCAACGAUCUCGUACGGACGUUUAUGACACCGGCAGCAUUUGAAGACGAUCAUAAGCUGAUCCCCGGGAUCGAAGAUGAAGUGCUCAUGCUACCUGCGGGCACUGGUCUCCGCGAUUUUACCGAGUGGGUGAAUCGACUGCCAGAACGAGAGCCGCCCACGUAUCUAGGGCUCCCUGGCAAUGCGGAGAAAUUGCUUCUGGUUGGCCACGGCAAGCGCAUGAUCACGAACCUGGCCAAGAUCACUACUUUGCUAGAUGAGGGAGAGCAAUUGAUGGUGGAGGCGGCUGCCAUCUAG